AUGUUUUUGUUUGCCGCAUCACUCCCCCUGUACGGAUGUGAGCAUUCGAUUUUCCUCUCCGUGCUUGCAACACCUCCCCAGAUUGCCCCAUUACAGCGUGCGGAUCGGAAAUGUGUUCAUCAGUCCCAGCGGGAACCAGUCCGGCCAACUGCUUUCGGGCAUGGCAACGAGUGUGAAGACAAAGGGCGCGCGGAACUGCCUGAAGAAGCUAACAGCAGUCUUCUGCGCGACUGCACGCCAGAUGCCGGACUGCCUCCUUUUCCAAAUGUUGUGGCCCUGCAAGCGAAUGUGAGCGUGACCGGUUGUUCAGGGGAAGUCCCUGCCCAGGAGGUUCGUUCUGGGCCACCUCUUGGGGAUAUACGCCUGAUAUCCGGUUGCCCACCAUUUGUACAAACUUGCGACCAACAUGGAUGCAACGGAAGGCAGCGCAGCGCUUCAGAGUCGGGGUCGGAUAGCGAGGUUUAUGCGUUUAGGUUUCUCCUUAGCAGCAACCGGCACCACCGCCAAGAUAAUGAAGGGGAUUAUUCGAGCGAGACGCCUACGUUGCUCAAAGGCAUGGAUGCGCGGCGGAGAGUGAUCCCAGGAAGAACACAAGGGUCCCCGGCAGCGCAGUCGUUCUUAUCAAUUUGCAGUGCAGAGGCGCCCGUGCGCCGGCUCAGUGGCUUAGGUAGUGGCGAAAGGACGCUUGCUGAUUUGGCUAACGGCCUGGCCAUUUUCUGCGUUGUCAUCAUCGCUGGUGUCGCGACAGUCUGCGUAACUGCCGGAACUGGAGGUGGAGCGAUAUUUGUUCCUCUAAUGCAACUCCUGAUGCGCUUCACUACGCAUGAAGCGACUGCAACUAGCCAGUGCUUGAUGACAGGCAGCGCACUAGCAGGUCUCUGUAUCAACUUCGUCCGCCGGAACCCGAAAGCCGAUAUGCCUCUUAUCGAUAUGGACAUGGUCCUCCUUCUCGGCCCCAUGCAGAUGUGUGGUUCGUCUGCUGGCGUUGUCGUGAAUCAUGCGCUCCCCGCGUGGUUCAUCAUUGCUCUCCUCGUGAUAUGUCUGUCGUACGAAAUCAUCAAGCUUCUAACGCGUUUCCGUCGAAGCCCAAGGAAGCCCAUGGAUGUGACGCGAGUGGCAGCGGAAGAUCAGGCACCACCGAAGACAUCCUGCAUGCCAGCAACCUCUCAGGUCGUUGACGCGGCUAUGCCAGCAGGUUGCAGAACUCCUGCGUCUGACAGGGAGGGAAAAGCUGUCAGCGGGACCACCACAUGGCAGGCAGCGGAGCCGGGACGAAGGGGAAACGACACCAAGGAGGAAGUCACGAACGGGCCGGAACAAUGCCAACCCAAAGUUCAGCUAGUUCCAGAACAUCAAGAACUUAACCCCGACGAGAGAGGAGAGCAGGGUGCAUCAUAUCGUCAGCGAUACAGAUGCGGUGAAUGCAGUCGUGCUGCUAUCUUAUACAGGUGGAAACGGUAUGACAUGACGAAAUGGUCAGUGCUAUUGAUCAUCUGGAUAAUCAACCUCGUCGUCACGUUCAUCAAGGGCGGCAGGCGCUCUACAUUUCACAUCGUACCGUUCUGCUCCACUGCCUAUUGGGUAGUGUAUGCAGUCGGAUGUCUCUUUCUUGCGAGUGUAGCCCUAUUGUGGGGCUCGUUUCUGACUGCGCGUCACAGGAAGCGAAUCCGGCUCUGCAUUCGUCGCUACUCUCCCAUCGUGUACACAUCUAGCAACGUCCAGCUCCUCCUGACUCAGGCAUUCCUUGCUGGCGUGCUAGGAGCGAUAAUGGGGAUCGGUGGAGGCAUGAUUCUAGGUCCCAUUCUACUUCUCAAGGGUGUCCCGCCCAGUGUGUCGUCCGCUCUGACAUCGUGUCUGGUUCUUCUUUCCGCUUCCACGGCUGCCACAAUCAACUUGACAAGCCGAAUGGCGCCUCCCAGCGUCAGCGGCGUCCUCUUUCUCGUCUUGUUCUGCACCACCUUAGUUGGCAAAUCGCUGCUUGACAGCUACAUUAAGAAACGUCACCUGGAACGCUGGCUGGUCGCCUUGUUGAUUGGCGUAAUGGUGUGCUCCAUCGGCUGCUCCAUCGCUGCCGGCAUAAUUGACGGGGUCAACGGCCCUCCGUCGGUGCAGCAGUUCAUGGACCCGUGCGACCGAUGA
This is a messenger RNA of Besnoitia besnoiti, 2139 nucleotides long. RefSeq lists its product as uncharacterized. Gene Ontology annotation, cellular component: membrane; Cul4A-RING E3 ubiquitin ligase complex. The transcript is spliced from 9 exons. Bases 1 to 2139 code for a protein of 712 amino acids. Gene Ontology annotation, biological process: protein ubiquitination. The record is from RefSeq and is a predicted model, not a curated record. NCBI's taxonomy places the organism in Eukaryota, Apicomplexa, Conoidasida, Eucoccidiorida, Sarcocystidae.